GUCACAGCUUUGUUUUGUUUUAUAUUUGUUUGCGAAAUUAAUUAAUUAAAAAGUACAUAAGCAUGGUAAUUUGUCGAUUCUUCCAGCAGGGCUCCUGCCGCUUUGGCACCAAGUGCAGCAACGAACAUUUUGACAUCAAAGUGGUGCUGAAGAAUGACAUGGAAGCCAGCAUCAAUGGCAAGAUGUGGCCCUUCUCGGUGUACGGCCCCUUCAAGGAUAAGGCCAACAUGCCGAACUUCGUUGAGGAUCAAUCCUUCGAAGAGGUCCGCCUGCUCUGCUACGAGUCGAAGCGUCUGAACAGCUUCGAUCAGUUCCAUCAACAGUUCAACCGUGAGGUCAUGGAGGCCACCAACAAGAUGAAGACCAUGACCCAAGUGACCCCACAGAUGGUCGAUGUUAUGAUCAAGAUCUACGAUGCCCCAGAAGGAGGCUCCGCCGUCUCUAGUGCGCCCAACCAAAAUCCCUUUGCCGCAACGGCUGCCAAUGCCCCUGGCUCCAUCUUCAGUAAGCCGACACUUGGUGGCGGCAACAUCUUGGGCGCUGCAAAUCAAGUCAAUAACACACAAAGCCUUUUCGGAGGCUCCAUGGCAUCUGGUAACGCGGGAAACAGCAUGUUUGGCGGCGGGACCGUGGCCGGAGCAACAAGUGUUUUUGGGCAGCAACAACAACAACAACAGCAGCAGCAGGGAGCUGGACCCCAGGCCUUUCAGGGAGGCAAUAUAUUCGCUCAGGCUCAGCCCCAGCCCCAAGCAGCGAAUCAAAUGCCUUUUGGUGGUGCCUUUCAACAGCAGCCAGGAGGAGUCUUUGGCCAAGCUAGAGUCAAUCCCAGUGGCGGUAUCUUUGCACAGGUGCCCCAACAGCCACAGCAGCCGCCAAAUGGUCUGUUUGCCCAAGCAGCCCAGACAGUUGGCUUCCCUCCACAGCAGCAGCAGCAGCAGCAGGCGCAACAGAUGUUGCAGCAAGUAAAUCCCCAACAGCAGCAGCAACAGCUGCUUCAACAGCAACAACAAAUGAUGCAGCAGCAGCAACAACAACAACAGCAACAUCAAAUGAUUCAGCAGCAACAACAACAACAUCCACAGCCAGUGGGCAGUUCUUUGUACAGCACCUUGGAAUCCUUGACGCCAGCUGAAAUUGAAGCCUUCAAGGCGGACCAAUUUCUGCCUGGCCAUGUGCCCUUUAAUCCGCCGCCACGCGAAUUUUGUUAAGACUUUGGUUCGUAGUAUAAGCUGUGUAUAUACCCUAUAUACGAGCACCCUUUGUGCUUUGUGCUACAUCUACAUGAAUAGAACUGAUAUUAAAUAGGUUUCUAAAAUACUUUGGUUGA
Molecule: messenger RNA, 1327 nt
Organism: Drosophila obscura
Lineage: Eukaryota; Metazoa; Arthropoda; Insecta; Diptera; Drosophilidae
Product: chromatin modification-related protein EAF1
Exons: 2
Coding region: 63-1208 (381 amino acids)
Molecular function (GO): metal ion binding
Source: RefSeq, a predicted model, not a curated record